Messenger RNA from Hypanus sabinus (Atlantic stingray), 11904 nucleotides. It is a transcript of the gene mta3, whose product is annotated as metastasis associated 1 family, member 3. Gene Ontology annotation, molecular function: sequence-specific DNA binding; transcription corepressor activity; chromatin binding. Bases 400 to 2355 code for a protein of 651 amino acids. The transcript is spliced from 20 exons. Lineage: Eukaryota; Metazoa; Chordata; Chondrichthyes; Myliobatiformes; Dasyatidae. The record is from RefSeq and is a predicted model, not a curated record. Gene Ontology annotation, biological process: negative regulation of transcription by RNA polymerase II. Gene Ontology annotation, cellular component: nucleoplasm; NuRD complex.
CCGCCACAACAACAUCAGCAGGAGGCGACGGCAGGCGCGGAGCAGCGAGCUCCCCGGGCGGGCACUCGGGUGGCCCUGUGUCCAUCGGGAGCACCCAGGAGCAGGGGAGAGCGGGAGUCACCGCCCCCUUGACCUCCCCUCGCUCCGACACCAGCCUCUCAACCGGCAUAUUAAAAAAUAAAAGGGGCGGAAUGGCGGCAAAUAUGUACAGGGUCGGAGACUAUGUUUACUUUGAAAAUUCUUCCAGUAAUCCUUACUUAAUAAGAAGAAUAGAAGAACUCAAUAAGGUAUUUUAAAUGUACUGCCAGCGGUAAUGUGGAAGCAAAGGUGGUCUGCUUUUAUCGGCGCAGGGACAUAUCAAACAGUCUAAUAGUACUCGCAGAUAAACAUGCAAAGGAAAUGGAAGAAGAAUUGGAGACUACAAGUAUUUUAGACUUGACAGAAAAGCAAAGACAUCAGCUUAAACACAGGGAGAUAUUUCUAUCACGCCAAUAUGAGUCACUUCCUGCCACUCAUAUCAGAGGCAAAUGCGGUGUUUCACUUUUGAACGAAACAGAAGCAGUGGCCAGCUACUUGGAAAAGGAGGAUAGUUUUUUCUACUCGUUGGUGUAUGAUCCUUCACAGAAGACGCUCUUAGCAGACAAAGGGGAAAUACGUGUAGGUACUCGAUACCAAGCUGAUAUUUCAGACAUGCUGAAUGAAGGUGAAUCAGAUUCCAGAGAUCAAUCGAAGAUGGAAGUUAAGGUUUGGGAUCCUGACAACCCUUUGAGUGAUCGACAAAUAGAUCAGUUCCUGGUAGUUGCACGUGCUGUGGGUACAUUUGCUAGAGCUCUGGAUUGUAGCAGUUCUGUCAGGCAGCCAAGUUUACAUAUGAGUGCAGCAGCUGCUUCAAGGGACAUUACUCUGUUUCACGCAAUGGACACUUUACACAAGCACAACUAUGACUUGACAAAUGCAAUCAGCAUCUUAGUGCCACAGGGUGGUCCUGUUCUGUGCAGAGAUGAAAUGGAAGAAUGGUCAGCAUCUGAAGCUAGCCUGUUUGAAGAGGCAUUGGAAAAGUAUGGCAAGGACUUCAAUGACAUCCGGCAAGACUUUUUGCCAUGGAAAUCACUGACCAGUAUCAUAGAAUACUAUUAUAUGUGGAAAACAACAGACAGAUAUGUCCAACAGAAACGCCUCAAGGCAGCUGAGGCAGAGAGCAAACUGAAACAGGUGUACAUUCCAACAUACAAUAAACCUAAUCCCAAUCAGAUAUUGAAUGUUAAUGGAAAGCCUGCUGUGGCGAAUGGUCCAGUUGGAGGGAUGGUUUAUCAAAACCAAAACUCAAGUUUAGGCCGACCGUGUGAGAGUUGUUACACCACACAGUCUCAACAGUGGUUUUCCUGGGGACCUCCAAAUAUGCAAUGUAGACUUUGUGCUUCAUGUUGGACAUACUGGAAGAAAUAUGGUGGUCUAAAGAUGCCUACUCGAACAGAAGCAGAGAAAAUGUCGCCACCACAUGAUGUUUCGGAGCCACGUGUAAGAGGCAUCUUUCGUCAUGGUCAACCAGGGCAUGGUGUACCAAUGCAUAUCGAUAGUCCAAAGUCUACGUUGAAGACACGACAGUCUUUCUUUCUGCAGACAACACGUCUUACAAAACUUGCCAGACAUGUUUGCAGAGAUAUUUUGCAGCUGAAACAGGCAGCAAGGAGACCAUUUGUUCCAAUUAACUGUGCUGCCAUUAAGGCAGAAUGUGCUGCUAGGUUUCCAGAUGCAGCGAAAAGGCCACUGAAUAUCAAAGAGCCAUUGAGGAAGCCUCUGGCAAGUGUUAUCAAGUAUCUAGAAGUGCAUCCUGCUGUAAAGCCAAAGGUGUUCAGAACUGUACCAAGCAUCACUUCUGGGAACUCAAGUCAAUCACCAAAACGGCUAUUUACGAUUCAAAACCACGGCUCUCCAACUAUUCUAGGAAAACGAAGCUACACCCAGCAAAAUGGUGUGGAUGGGAAUGUGAAAAAGCGACUUUUGACGCCUUAUAGGGAUAUUGCAAGUCAUACACAAGGAACUUUAAUAAACGCUGAUCAUUUCCCAUACUUAUCUAAUGGAAAAGGAAUGUCGACUGGAAUCAAUGUAAUCCAGCCUGGUACUGUUCCAGUGAUCAAGAGACAACGGCCUAACUGGAUUGAUGCACCUGAUGAUGGUUUUUUUAAAGUUACCGAGAAAACAAGGAAGAUUCGUAAACUACUGUCGCCUUCUGAGAUGAGGAGAGCUUCUAGGAGACCUUACCUCCCACUUAUCAUGCCAUCCCCUCAGCCGCCUUUGACUUCUAAUCAAUGCAAACAAUCCAACAUUGCAGAAGCAAUUGUCAUUACAGACUGAGAACAUGAAAUUGGUGGAUUUAGUCAGUCAAAUUUAUCAAGAAUAGAGCAUUGAAGCUAUAGAUCACAUGGAUUUCCUAUCAGGCCUUUACAACUUUGUUAGUUGUUGUUAAGAAGAAUAAGGAAAUAGUAUCAAUAUUUUAAUGGCAAUGUUGUUUUGCCACUCUCUCCAGCGGAUGAAUAUUCUUAUUGUUACAUUUAUAUUAUUUUCUAGUGCUUUCAGAACAAUGGUGAGACAUUUUGCUGUCUUAUAUAUUUUAUUUGUGCAUUAGAUUGAUUAUACAAGUAGCACUGAAGUACUUUAAUAUGUUUGUUAAUAUGCUUUUUAGAAGUACUUACCAGUGUAUAUAUCGAUCAGGGAUGUCCAAGUUUGUCUCAAGGCUUUUAAACCCAAACAAUCCAAUCGUCCUUUUGUUUAUAUUCCGUGAUUGCUAGGUUGCCCUUCUUGAAUUAAUCAACAUCGAGUUUUAAAAAGGAAACACAAGAGACUGCAGAUGCUGGAAAUCUGGAGCACGAAGGAGCCGGAGGAACUCAACGGGUCGGGCAGCAUUCGUGGAGGGAAAUAAACAGUGGCCUUUUUGGAACUGGUCAGUUUUGAUGAGUGGUUUUGAAAAUCUAUUGUUCAUUUCCUGACCUGCUGAGUUCCUCUAGCUCCUUUGUGUGGCAUAAUAUUGUUCCGUCAUUGAUGGACGAUCCUAAGCCAUAUUUUGGUAAUGGCAACUGCAGGCAGAUACAAAUUUCUGAAUUGUAUAUAAAAUGUAUAUCCAGAUUCCAGUGGAAAUCACCUUAUGAAGUCUACACAGAUAAAACCUUACGCAGAAACAAUUCAGGCCUUAUCCUUGUUUACAGUUCAUCAGGGCUCAAAACCCAAAGUGUGUGUGUCUAGGUCCCUCUCAAUCAUCUCAUCUUCAGCACCAAGAAAAAAAUGCCCCAAGAUCGAAGGGCUUCAGCACGAGCUCUGCCUGCUGUGUAUUUGUGGUGUUCUUCCAGACAAGAAAGAGAAAACAGCAUUUUGUGCUUCACUACAGCACAAAUGACAGCUAAGCUAAUUAAGUAAUAUAUUGGGAAACAGCUGGUUUGUAAUUAGCAUCUGUUUUGUGGUUUAUCUGAUUAAGCUGUGUACAAUGGUAAUUAUUGAGAUUAUAGCUGGAGCUGUAGUUACAGUUUUAUCCAUGUGCAUGGACUUCAGUAGACAAAUAUUUAAAAUGGGGGGAAAAUGACAAAUGGAAGAACCUAAUUAUACUUGCAUUCAGUGACUAACGGUAAAAUGGAGUUUGUGGCUAUGGCUUUAGAGAUACUUUUAUAUAUUUUUAAUAAAAGGAAAUAUAACCAGGUCCAAUAUUGCACCCAGAAUAUCAGGUACUGAAAUUCAAUGAAGUGUUUAUUGUUAACAAUGUAUUUAAAAGUUUUACCAUCUUGACUCUUGGUCUAUGUCCAAUUCAGACCUGAGCAGCUUUAUACCAAUAUUCCUUUGAUAGAGCGAUGGUUUAGAAGAUUUUGUGUUGUUUAGCAGUUAGAAGGUAAACAGUACAAAUGCCCUCAUCCUGCUGGGUGCAUUUUGGCUGAGCAACACAUGGACUUUCAUAUCGCCAGCUGUAUGAUGCUGCAGAGGAGCCUAACUUCCUUCAAUGUGAAACUGUUCCACAUGCCAUUUUCAAUGCAGAUACACCUCAAAGUUCAGACUUCAAUAAUCUGAAUUAAAACAAUGGUAAUUUAAUGAUUAAACAUACUAAUCCAGGAUCAUGCAGCCAAAUCAAAUCACUAUCUCUCCAGGUUGCUCUGAUGAUGAUACCAUCAGGAAAGAGCUGCAUGUGUUUCAGGGUUCCAUCUAUUUUGUUGCUGUCAGCCUAAUUAUCUACAAUAUCUCAAACCCUUAGCAACCUUUAAUUUUUCUUUGAACACAACUUCAUCUUAUGAAUUUAGUGGAAAGCUGAAACUCUGUAAGGGCAGGAUAACAUCAGUAAAUCUCAAGGACUGGUAGAAUUGUUGGGGAAUAAUAGGAAAGCAAUGUUUAAGUCAUAUUUAAAUGACUCCUUGUGCAUCUUUUGGAGAAGAGUCUGGGUGCAUGUGAGUAACCUGCUUGUGAGGCCAGGGUGAUAAAUUUUCCAUGCUGAUGGGGCAUUUGAGAACAAACUUCAGCAGACGAGACUUGGGGAAGCUCAUCAGUAAGAAUAAGUGCUCUUUGCUUUCAUGCUGUUUUCUUAGUUUCCACUAGCAAAUAUUUUGUAAUGGCUUCCUGUGAUCAUAAACAUUUGGGAACUUUCAGUUAGGCACCUUCAGAAUAGGCCUGAAAAAAGUUAGGGAACAAAUAUCAUGGAAGCUUUCGAUCACACAAGGAACAUAAAUGUGGUAAUAGGUUGCACAGCAAAGAAAUCCACAACUGACCUGGGGUAAUAGGAGAGCAAAGCAAGUAGAGGAGAGAGGACACUGGAGGUUUUGUGUAUGUGAAGCGUCUAUGCACAGAUAUUUGGCUACCUUAAAGUGUAUGGAAUAGCGCUUGUUUGCACUAGGAUUGACAGGGUAGGUGAUCACAGACAUCUGUUGCCUUGUUCAAGAAGAGCUGCCUGCUGCUGAGCCUGAUUUCUCUGUCAUUUUGUAAAUCACAUUCAAUUUCUUUGCCUCCUAGACAUCGCGGAUCCUCAAGGACCUCUCUUGGUAGCACUUAAAUACACAGAAUAGGUUACAAGUGCAUAGUUUGCUGAGUGCUCAUCUACUCUGCAGGUGGUCAGAUUAGCAUCUCUGGCUGGCAUCCCCCUGGUGCAGAGUACCAUUGAUUAAAACUUUGAUCUUCUGCAAGUAAUUUCCUUCCAGCAGUGCACUAAUGGUGUGCAAUCACAAGAAAAGGUCCAUCCAGAUCCAUGUGUGCCUGCUUCCCGGGGAUGCAUCAUCCAACGUCCAGCACUGCAUUUUUCUUUGCAGUAAGGAGUUGACCGAGGGUGGGCUCACUGUAUGUUUUGGGAAAGAUGUGACUACUAGCUAAGUCACUGAGCAAGUCUUACUGAAGAUGCACCUCUAGUACUUGCAAUUGUGCUCAAAAUAUUCCUCAGUGCUGACGGGUAAGUGUAACAAGACUGAUAGUCUUGUGCUGCAUUAGCACCACAUUGCACUGUGUUAUGUAUUACAGUUAGAUGAUAGCUCAGUGCUCAUCACCGAUGGUGUACUUGUUAGAUGGGGAAAGCUUCAAAAAAAUGCUUCCCAGGUACUUUAAAACCUUGAAAAUUCUGCUAACGACUUUCGCCAGGAAAAAUAUUAAAUUUAAAUUCUCCAACCCCCAUCAUCUCCUAUAAACUAGUCCAUCAACCAAGUGUAUUAUGUUGCUCAUUCCCCAAUGGGAACCAUCAGUCUUCAUCCUCGGACCUUUUCAAGGUUUAGAAAAUGCUGGUAAAACAAAUACAGCAAUGCAGAUGUUACAAAUGAAGACCUGAAUCGAGAUUGAAACAUUGCAUUUUCUGGCCUUGAUAUGCCCUUAAAUACUGACAGUAACUAAAUCAGGAUCUCCUCCAUGAGUGGGAAAUUCAAAACAAUGUGAUAAAGGCUAUGUAUUGCACAUUAUUAGCCAGUGAAUAAGCCAUAGUGACCUGCACUUCUUCAGCUGAGGAAUCACAAAACUCAGCAAACUCUUCUGAAGCUCUGUGGCAUGCAGAAUUCAUCACUCUUGAUUGCAUUAUCAAAUUUAUGUUAUAAAUGACCUUUCAUGAUGUAAAAUGACCCAGGUCAGCUAGCACUGAAAACAAUAUUGGUUAAAAAAGAGAAGUGGAACUAUGAAUUUAUGUAACUUUGAUAGUUUUCUACACACACCUGCACUCUUUGAUCCAGUCAUAGUUUGGAUCCCACCUGCUCCUGUAUUAGGGAAACAAUCACUCACCAGAAGCUCACGAGCACAUUGAGUGCUGGUGGGUUAGAGAACAGCCCAUGAAAAGUGAGCAUUUUUCACUUCUGUCUUCCCAGUACCAUCAUCUUGCUUUUAGACUGACAGCACAUUAUUCCUAUCACUGCAGGUGAACAGCUUGGUAGAGUUCUUUGAUGUUAAAGCAAACCUGUUGAUAUGUCUAACAUAUCUGCAAACAUUCUGCUUCUCUUUAUUGCGAGAGAAAUUGAGUUCAAGAGUGCAGGGAGCUUGUUCCAAUUGUCAGAGCACUAAAGAGACUGCACGAGCAUAUUAUGUAGAUAUCUGGUCUCUCUCUACCCAUGCUGGUUGUACUUGCAAUCGAGGGAAUGCAGCAAAGUUUCAGCAUAUUGAUUCCUGGGAUGAUAUGUUUGUCAUAUGUUAAGUUUACUUGACUGGGCUCAGGCUCUCCUGGGUUUAGAAGAGUGAAAGUUGAUAACAUUUUUUUUCAGCAUUGGGCUGAGUAGAAUAGAGACUCGAAAGGCUGUAGAUACAGGGAUGAUGUUUUCUUUGGCUGGAAUGUCUGGACCAGGGGGUGACAGUCUGAAAACUUUAAAAAAAAGGUCAUUCAGGAUAGAGAGGUGAAGAAACUUUGUACCAGAGGUUAGUAAAUCUGCAAUUCUCCACUUAACAGGGCUAUGGAGGCUUAGAUGCCAAUCUGCAGAGCAUUUAGAUAAAUAUUUAGAUAUUAAGAUAAUCAAGGGCUAUUUAGGAUCAUUGCAGGAAUAUAACACCAAAGUGAAAGAUCAGGCGUAAUUUUAGUGAAUGACCAAACACUUACGGGCAAUGGGGAUGGGGGGUGGAGGAUUUGUUGGUCAAAUAACUUAACAGUUGCUGCUUGUGGAAGAAAUAUAGAAUUAUUGUACAUAAUUACAAAUUAUUGCUAUAUAUUUGAAGAGUGUGAUAGAAAAGAAGUGAUUUGAAAUGGGUCAUGAUGAAGAAGCUGUGAUGUCUAUCACUACACUUGAGUUUCUUAUUGUUCAAUCACUGAAGAAAUAAUCUCGUUGUGUGUUCGAUGUGCUUAAGGCUGAACGUAGUUCCAAAUGGACAGAGAGCAAAUGAUAGAAUUCAACAGAGCUUGAGCCCUCUAUUCAAGCAUAGGGUUGAACAUGACUGAGUUGUAAGUGACUGAGAUUGAUUCACUGCAUUUCAUGUAUUUGUAAUGAUUCAUGACUAUUCCACAUUUCUUUACACUGAGAGAUGCUCCUGUGAUUCCAAUUUCCUUUGCCUUAUUUUCCAAAUGAUGCUUGGUGUACAAUUUGCGAGGUGUCAUGCAGCUCACCCCACCCAAUAGAUGAUCUAGUAUCGUGAAUAAUGUUGUUUAGCACCCAUGGGAUCCAAGUUUCCUCAUUGAUGAAGAACUGGAUAAACUAUUGUCACUGUUGUCCAGAGUCUGUCCUGUGUCAGGAGUUUUACAUAAGUUGUGGCAGAAAAUUCCUUUCCCCCUACAACCUUGCUCAAUCCUUUACAGGAUGGUAUAAGAACAGACCUGUGUACAUUUCACAAAGCCUUUACAAUGCUUUUAAGGAGAUGACUAUCUUGCAGUGGCAUCUCAGUACACAGGCAGUAGGACGAGUACAGCUGUAAAUAGAUGGGAAGAUGAGGAAGUCCAUUGAAAGUUAAGUCCCAAGGUAAAUGAGAUGGAUUCUGCUUAGUGAGAUAAGCAUUGGUUUGACAUGGUUAAAUUAUGAAACAACCGUUUCCAUCACCCUAACAUAAUAUUUCUGCUGCUUACCCCUUCUGCCAUCUUGGUGAGACAUGUAGAUUUGUUCCUUGUAUUGUGCUCCUUCUUCAUGACUUCACCCAGCAGCAAACAUGGAGGAGUAUCAUUAAGAUCUUGCUAAUCAUGACUGUGUUAAACAUGUCUUGCUGAAAUUGGAUUGCCUAGAGCUGUGCUGUGCAUUGCAUGUCAUUGAAACUGUUGUGUUUUAGUCCAUAGUAAGUGCAAUGACUAAUUCCAGGCCAUUUUGCUUGACUUAAAAAAUUUGACCAGGCCCAUUGCACUUUCAAACCAGAAGUGAUUUUUUUUAUAUAUUGUCAGACACGCAUCAAAUUAAAUGAUUCUCUGGACAGCAAUCUGGAGGGUGUUAGUGGAAGUUAAGUUCCUUGUCCCAGAUCAUUAGUUAUUCCCUGUGCUGGUUUGGAACCCUACUAAAUAGGUAGCAUGCUUCCAUUUAUCUUUUGUUCCUGUCUUUUUUUUAAGCUCUUCCUUCAAUUCUCAUCAAGGCCCUAUUUCUUCAGAUGAACUCACCACCCCAACCACCCUUUGGCUUGAUCACUAGCCUAAUAAUUAAUGGAUUUUGGAAGUACAUGGCAAUGCUUCCAUAAUUUCCAAGCACAUCCCCACUUCUUCAUUCCCCCUCCCCCCAAAAUGCUGCUGAACCCAUUUUGGCCCACUCCAUCCAGCCUACUUUUUCUCCUGCCACUAGUGAUCUCUUUCGGUUCAUGUUUUGUAACCUUAAACUAGAGAUAUUCGGAAUCAGAAUCAGAUUUAUUAUCACUGACAUAUGACAUGACUGUUGUUGUUUUGUGACAACAGUACAGUGCAAGGACAAAAAAUGUAUACAUUGCAGAUAAGGAAUAAUGAGGCAGUGCAGAGAUCUGAUGGCAGAGGGGAAGAAGCUGUUCCUAAAUCCUUGAAUAUUGGUUUUCAAGCUCCCUUGCCUCCUCCCUGUCAGUAGUAUUGAGGAGAAGGCAUGUCCUGGAAGGUAAGGGUCCUUAAUCAUGGAUGCUGCCUCUUGAAUAUGUCCAUUAACUAUCUGAAGCUGAUUGCUAUAAUAUAAACAUGUCAGGCAAAUGUUUCCAAUCAUUGCUGUAUUAAAUGGUUAAGUUUGUGAAUAAGUACAAAAAAAUGUUAAGUUGGGUGUACUUGGCAGUGUAGAAAAAAUUAUUAUAAUAACAUUGAAGAACUACAUUGGUAGAGAUCAGAUGAACAGUACUGCAGACCAGAAUGGCAACCAGUGGCGUGCUGGGAAACACUGCUUCCACAUGACACAAAGUGCCUACCUAUUAGAGGUAUUCCACAAACCCCUCCCCACCCCCCCACUUCUGCCACGAGCCGUUGCCAUUCAUUCCUAAUCAGAUUGCAGUAUUCUUUGCAACUGGAUAUGAUAUCUGCAAUAAUUGGCUUAGGGCUGAUCAUAAGCUGACUGUUGGCACAAUUGGUAAACUGCAUUGUUUUAACAUUAAAAUGCACAACCUCCCUAACUGUGUAAGUAGUUGAAAGUGCUAAAUAAGAGAUUUAUAUUUUGCUGUGCCCUUUGAUCAUGGUAAUCUAUAAAUUCAUUUUGUUCUAUCAUUGUAUACAGAAUAUUUCUACCUUCAUGUGCAUGACGUAAAAGUUUUUGUAUAAUACAAGCUAGAUACAUUGUGGCCUUAAAUAUAUAUUCAUGCAGAUGCAAGUACUAUUCAUCCUAAAUGCUCAGAUUCCUGAAAGUAAAUUCAUCUGUUGAUUAAUAUAAUGUAGUUAACAUUGUCAGCAUAAUGGAAAUGCUUCCAGUUGGAAAAAUGAAAUAAAGGCAGCAAAUAGUGGGAAUACUGGGCAGAUGAGUGAAAACAAUUAAAGCUUCUUUGCUUAUGCCUGAGAUUUCAUGGAAAAUUGUGAUUGAGAACCUCAACUUUAGUUAAGUUUACCUCAGGUGCAGUGUAUGGACACUGCUGCCAUUGACUCAUUGAUCAUGCCCUUGCCAACUGUAACUGCAUCUGUGCCUGUAGCAGGGCAGCUGCUCCCUGGGUUCCAGACUGAGAUCCUGUGCAGCCUCCUGUGCUCAGCUGUUGGUAGGAAAGAACAUGAGAUGAUGCUAUUACCCAUGUGAGUUGGAAGCGCCUUGCACUCAAACCCACAGGAAUAGAUUCCUCUAAUGUUGCGAUGUUCAAUGCCAUGAUAGACUCAGCAAUGGUAGACACAUCAGGAUCUGGCAAGUUUCAGUGAGAUGCUGAAAGUUGUGACUCAUUGCACACCUCAUUCUGAAGUGUGAGUCCACAAGCAAUUUUUCUGCUUCACUUGCCUGGGCAAGAGACCCACUGUUAGUCCUAAGGCAGCACACUGCUACCUAUGGGAAUCUGGGAGCUGCAGUAUUGCUGUUGGACAAUGUCACAAGAUCAGGUGAGCAAGGGAUUUCCUUUCAUCAUCAAUGGAGCCCAACUUCCUUAUUCCCUUUUAAAAUGCAAACAACAGCAUAGCUAGCAGCUGGCGUGUCACUCUUUGCUGACUCUCCAUCCAGUCAAUCAUUUGAGAGUGACCAACGCUCAGCAUCUCUGACUUUCUCCUGUGUCAAUAUUGGCAGCAAGUGCCUGUGAGCUAACCCAGUACUCGACCAUUCUCUCACACAGUCAUCUGUCUGCUCUAGCAUCCAGUUGUGGAGAAUUAUAUGUGUGAGCAGUGUGUAACGGUUGGAGUGAUACAACCUUCCCUGGGAGGAGUGUAAUUAUGAUGCCUGUACUUCUGCUUGCUUUUCGGUUCCCAUCUCAAUGACCAUGAGCUAGUUGCCAAUGACAAACACCUCUUUUCUCCAUCUCCUUCCAAAGAUAAUCAGUCUCCCUCCUCUAAACACCAUGUUCUUCACUGGACUAUAUCCCUUUUCAUCUAACUAUUGCUUUUCUAACACGUAGGGAAUGCAUAGAGGGUUAGAGCAUUUUCCCUUAGGAAUGGUACACUACCCUGGUUGAGUGGGACAGCAGUGCAAAUGUUGUGCCAAUGUCAUAGACCACAUCGUAGACGGAGUAUGAAGGCCAUUUUCAAGAAAAUUGGAGACUUCCCCAUGUACACGAAUGACAGAAUAAAGGCAGAAAGGGUUUGAAACCUUAACAUUUAAAUUAAGUAAUAUCAAAGUUUUGAAGCCAUAGAUAAAUGCUGCAUUUCUUGGAGGUUCCAGCCUCAUUUUGAAGGGAAAUUUUCUCUCCCUCAGUUUAUAUCAUCGCAUCAAGGCAUCUAAAAACCCUUCAGCCUCACCUCCAGAGCUCCUUUCCAUCGUGCUGAUUCACUUGCAUUGCAGUUGCUCAAAAUGAGCUUAGUGCAAUCAAAAUAUGCAGUUUCAGUUGAAGUUUCAUGUCGGUCACUUAGAAAUAAGUGGCUGUUUACCUUGAAUAGAUUGUGAAUUAAAACCCUUCACAUUACUGCAAAAUCUAACCAAGUCCAUGUGUCAAUGACUCUUAGUAAAUACCGAACUGUUGGCGUCAGAAAAAGCACUUGAGAGAACCAAACAUAAUAAAAUAGCAGAGAACAAAAUAAAACAUUUGUUAUUCUAUAACUUUAAAUUUAUAGCAUAAUCUAUGUUAUUUAUGAUUACUUUGUGGUCUUGUGAAAUAAACCUGUGCGCGGUAUUGAAUAUUAUGAAAAGUUCACCAUUUAGUCUUCUGUGAAUAAUUUUUAUUUACAGCUGCUGUAUGCAAACAUGUUUAAGCUGAUGAUAGAUUGCAAAACCUGCAGGUUACUAAUGAAUUAGAUUUUUGUUCUGCUGCCCAUUUCUGUGACAUUAAAAAUAACAGGAGUUGCCUUUUCCCACAGGUUUAGCUUUGGCAAUAGUAAAUAUGGGCCUAAUUUUUUCUAUUUAGAAAAUCUUUGUUGAUGCUGUAAGGGAGAAAUUAAUGAGUCUUCUGUUAAUGUUUAUAAUGGGUGGCAAAUGCUUUGUAUACAACUGGUUAAAAAAAAUAAAGUUGAAGACA